Messenger RNA from Purpureocillium lilacinum, 1713 nucleotides. RefSeq lists its product as uncharacterized. Lineage: Eukaryota; Fungi; Ascomycota; Sordariomycetes; Hypocreales; Ophiocordycipitaceae. Gene Ontology annotation, molecular function: CoA-ligase activity. Gene Ontology annotation, biological process: secondary metabolic process. The record is from RefSeq and is a predicted model, not a curated record.
AUGCCCGUCGAGUCGCGGUGGUCGGUUCCCAUCCCCGACGUCUCCUUGCCGACAUAUCUCUUCGGUUCGCCUUCGGGCCCAAUCUCAGACGCCCUCGCCUACGUCGACGCAGACGACACGCCGAGGUCCCUUACUCUGCAAGAAUUCCGCCACUAUGCCAAGAAGAUUGCCGUGGGCCUGCGGCGACACGGCGUCCAACCCGGAGACCGUGUGUUGCUGUAUAGCAGGAAUGACAUCUACUUUCCGUGUCUGUUCUUCGGCGUCAUCAUGAGCGGUGCCAUCUUCACCGGUGCCAGUCCAGCUUUCGGCCCCAACGAGCUCGCAUACCAACUCAAGGACAGCGGAGCAAAGGCCCUUGUCGCGGCAACGGUCGUGCUGGACAACGCCGUCGAGGCCGCCAAGAUGGCUGGCCUGUCGACAACGCAGGUCUUCCAUUUCGACGGCUUGUUAACACCGGCGAGGGAAUCUGUCGACAGAAAACCCCAAGACUUACCUCACUGGACCAACCUCCUCGCAUCAGACAGCGACGCCGACGCCUUUCAGUGGUGGGAGCCCAAAGACCCCAACGGGACAACGUGCUGUCUCAACUACAGCUCUGGCACAACGGGGCGGCCAAAGGGAGUUGAAGUCACACACGGCUCUUACAUCGCGAACGCCCAAACGGUGGUCCACGUGACAGCCCUCGGCGCGGAGGCUCGCGGAGAGGUUGGCCUGGCAUCGCGCGCGCUGUGCUUUAUGCCGACGUACCACGCGGCGGCACAGACGGGCUACCUGAUCAACUCUCCCAAGCUUGGCGUAUUGACGUACAUGAUGUCGGCGUACUCACUCGAGAGGCUGCUGCAUAAUAUCCAGGAACACAAGAUCACCGACCUGACAGUUGCUCCUCCCGUCAUCGUCUCCCUUGUGUCGAGCCCCUUGCGGAAUAAGUACGACCUCAGCAGCAUCCGGCGCAUCACCUGCGGCACAGCACCACUGGCGCCGGGACUGGUUGACGAGGCUUCGCGUCUCUUCGGCGAGGGAGCCGUGCGCGUUCGACAGGCCUGGGGCAUGACGGAACUAACGUGUAUGGGAUCAGUGCCCGACCCGGGCAGCACCGACGGCGACGCCAGCUCGGUUGGCGAGGUCGUCCCUAACAGCCGAAUCAAGCUCGUCGACAGUGAUACGGGCGAAGAGGUCACUGAGGCAGGUCAGCGCGGGGAGCUGUGGUUCACGGGACCUGGGUUGAUGAAGGGCUACUGGCGCAACCCAAAGGCAACUGCCGAGACGAUGCACGUCGACAGCGACGGCACGAGGUGGAUGAAGACGGGCGACAUCGUGACGCUGGACCGCUACGAGCCCGGGGCCAAUAUCCGCAUCGUGGAUCGGGCCAAGGAGCUCAUCAAGGUCAAGGGCUUGCAAGUCGCACCCGCUGAGCUGGAAGCGCUGCUGCUGACGCACGACGACAUUGUCGACGCGGGCGUCGUCGGCGUCAAGGUGCCAACGGGCGAGCUUCCGCGCGCUUACGUCGUCAGGGCGCCGGGGAGCACGGUCUCCGAGGACGACGUCCGCCGAUGGGUCGAGGGCAAGGUUGCGCGGUACAAGUGGCUGCAAGGGGGCGUGGUCUUUGUCGACGCCAUCCCCAAACUACUGUCGGGCAAGAUUCUGCGCCGCGCUCUGCGGGAAAGAGCGCAGGCAGAACUGGCAGGUGCGACGCCAGCCCUUGCCAAACUCUAG